Molecule: messenger RNA, 1579 nt
Organism: Lycium barbarum (goji berry)
Lineage: Eukaryota; Viridiplantae; Streptophyta; Magnoliopsida; Solanales; Solanaceae
Product: heterogeneous nuclear ribonucleoprotein 1-like
Exons: 2
Coding region: 157-1377 (406 amino acids)
Molecular function (GO): RNA binding
Source: RefSeq, a predicted model, not a curated record
ACCAUUCUCUUCCCCAGUCAGCCUCUCUUUUCCAGUUUUCUCUUACAAACCCUCACUCUCUCUUCUCCCACACACACACACUCAAAAUUUACAAUAUUUUUUUGUUAUACAUAUAUAUAUACAAAGAGAGAAAAAUAGUGAGGGAAAGAGAAACUUAUGGAUUCAGAUCAAGGAAAGCUGUUUAUUGGUGGGAUAUCAUGGGAAACAUCAGAGGAAAAGCUUAAGGAGUAUUUUCAAGGGUAUGGUGAUGUUUUACAAACUGUAGUAAUGAGAGAUAAGAUUACUGGGAAGCCUAGAGGUUUUGGGUUUGUUGUAUUUGCAGAUCCUAAUAUUCUUGAUAGGGUUCUUCAAGACACUCAUGUAAUUGAUGGCCGCACGGUUGAGGCAAAGAGGGCCUUGUCCAGAGAGGAACAACAACAGGGUUCAAAAUCUGGAAACAUGAGUAGUGGUAGAAGUUUUGGAGGCGGUGGAAAUAACAGGACGAAGAAAAUAUUUGUUGGGGGAUUACCUCCUACUCUUACCGAGGAUGGCUUCAGAACUUACUUUGAAACUUACGGUAAUAUCACUGAUGUAGCAAUUAUGUAUGAUCAACAGACCAACCGACCUCGUGGGUUUGGCUUCAUUUCAUUCGAUUCUGAAGACGCAGUAGAUAGGGUUUUACACAAGACAUAUCAUGAUCUCAGUGGGAAACAAGUCGAAGUAAAACGUGCUCUUCCUAAAGAUUCUAAUUCUGGUUUUGGUGGUCGUUCUAUGGGUGACAAUCCGAGUUCUUAUGAUAGAAUGGAUACCAACAGAUACAUGCAGUCACAAAACACUGGAGGUGGUGGGUACCCACCUUAUGGUUCCUCUGGAUUUGGUGGGGCCCAUCCAGGUUACGGUUAUGGAUCAUCCAAUAAUGGCAUGGGUGGUUAUGGUGGUUAUGGAAGUUAUGGUGGAGCCAUCAAUCCUGGAUAUGGCGGUCCUGCAGUUGCUGCCUUCGGAAAUCCAAAUGUGCCAGCCGGCGGACCAAGAAGCUCGUGGGGCUCUCAGGGUCCUUCUGGAUAUGGGAAUAUGGGCUACGGUGGAGGUGGGCCCGCUAAUGGAGGAUCUUCUGCUGGUCAGACUCCAACUGGAGCCACGGGAUACGGAAAUCAAGGUUAUGGUUAUGGGGGCUAUGGUGGAAGUGAUAGUGCUUAUGGAGGUGGUGCAUCGGGAGACAUGCAAUCAGGUGCUGGGGGUUACAUGGGCGGUGGCUAUGGCGAUGCUAGUGGAAAUUCUGGCUAUGGAAAUUCGACAUUGAGGUCCGACACCUCACAAGGUUCUGUUAAUUAUGGUGCUCAAGUUGGAUAUGGUGGUGGUUAUGGUGGUGCUCCAACUCGGCAAGCUCAACAGCACUGAUCAUAAUGCUUGACAGUUAACUCUUGCAAGCAUUACGUGUUAAAUGGGAUUGGUUGGAUUGCUUGAAUUUUAGUAGUUUGCAGUUCUUAUUUUCUAGUUUACAAUAAGUAAUUGUCAGUAGUAUUGCCUGUUUCGUAAUAUUUUCUGUUAACUGUAGUUUUAAUUUGGCUUGCUUAUGGUUAUUUUGCUAGCUUCUAAUGCA